AUACAUUUCUUGUAUAUGUAAAUAGUGAAAGCAUUGAACUGUUUUUCUCAUAAUAUGAAUUGUUUUCACAACUUUAAAAGGACUACUAAUAACUAUAAGACACAUACUAAAUUGCGAACAUAUUUUAACCAUACGACACUUUACAUAAGCUCCAUCGGAAAUAACAGAGACACAGACUUGGCGAACAGAUUUUAACCAUAAGCUCCAUAGACUACGACUCGAACUAAAUUGCGAACAGACACACAACAAUGGCGGUUGGCGAACAGACACACAGCAGGACCUAUUUCUACGACCAAAGCAUAACCCACAACAAUGGCGAACAUAAGCAGAACAACAGCAGCACCUAUUUCUACGACCAAAGCUCCAUAGACUACGACUUCAACUGAACCGGCGUCGUUCGCUCUAUUGUAUUUAACAUUAUGAUUUUAACCAUAAAAUACAUGACUGUCCGUAUAAUUAAAACUUGUAUUUUGCUAGGACAAUUAUUUUUAGACUAUGCUCCAACGAUACUUCUUAAAAACACGCCACGUAAGCAAUUUUAAGCUCUAUUUAACUGCCACAUAGGAUUGGGGCUUUUUUUAAUUCUUACAAAAUUCAGGUUAUAAUUUUUUAAAAGAUCCUCAAUUAAUAUAUAGGGGAUAUUGAGUGGAAUAUUUGAGUUGAAUUUAAUAAAAGUGAGGGAGGGCUAAUAGAGAUAAUCAUCAACUUUUAGCUUAAAUGAAAUGGGCUAGAAGAUUAGGCCCAUCAGUGGAUAUCCAAUGGGCUGAAAUGAAAUGAAAUGAUGAUCAAAUUUCGACUCCGGAUCUAAUCGAAAGCCAUUGACCGAUUUUGAGCAAUCUCUCCCAUCCAUGGCGGAAGAAGAGUAUGCUUCUCGUUCUCACAUUCGAACAUGUGUGUAAUCUUAUGAUCUGUUGUGCUGUGUUAUCUUCGCAGUUCCGUUGGUGAGGGUUAUGCUGAGAUCGUUGUUGUACGUCAUGGAGAAACAUCUUGGAAUGCCGAGAGAAAGAUCCAGGUAAUGUGAUUGAAUCUUGAUUGAUUAGAGAUCUAGUAAGAAUCUGGUUCUGUUGUGUUGUUUCAGGGUCAUUUGGAUGUGGAACUAAACGAUGCAGGAAGACAACAAGCAGACAAAGUUGCUGAAAGGUUAUCAAAGGAGCCUAAGGUAUCUUAUGUCUACUCUUCUGACUUGAAGAGAGCCUUUGAGACUGCUCAGAUUAUUGCUGCUAAAUGCGGCAACCUUGAGGUACUUACUGAUCCUGCUUUGCGGGAGAGACAUUUAGGGGAUAUGCAAGGUCUUGUGUAUCAAGAAGCUUCCAAACUUCGUCCAGAAGCUUACAAAGCCUUCUCAUCUAACCGCACUGACGUUGAUAUUCCAGGUGGAGGAGAAAGUCUCGACAAGCUUUACGACAGAUGUACAUCUGCAUUGCAGAGAAUCGGCGACAAACAUCAAGGUGAGAGAGUGGUGGUAGUGACUCAUGGAGGUGUGAUCCGAUCUCUCUACGAAAGAGCUCGUCCAAGUGCACGAAAAGUUGAAAAGAUUCUUAACACUUCGGUCAAUGUGUUUCGUCUAUUCGAUGGAGACAAAUGGACUAUCCAAGUUUGGGGAGAUGUGUCUCAUUUGGACCAAACCGGUUUCUUGCAAUCCGGUUUUGGUGGUGACAGAACCUCUGGUUAAGAUUAAAGUACUGUACUCUCUUUUCCACAGAUUUUCUGUAAUUUAAGUUUAAUUGGGAUGAUUAAUAAACUAGUUGCUAUUAAUUGAACGUGAUGCAUCUGCUAAGCUAUAAAAA
Brassica napus (rape) is the source of this 1787-nucleotide messenger RNA. Its product is annotated as phosphoglycerate mutase-like protein 4. Gene Ontology annotation, molecular function: phosphatase activity. Gene Ontology annotation, cellular component: cytoplasm; cytosol. The transcript is spliced from 5 exons. Bases 1283 to 1672 code for a protein of 129 amino acids. The record is from RefSeq and is a predicted model, not a curated record. Lineage: Eukaryota; Viridiplantae; Streptophyta; Magnoliopsida; Brassicales; Brassicaceae.